Messenger RNA from Vitis riparia (riverbank grape), 5696 nucleotides. RefSeq names its product ATP-dependent RNA helicase DEAH11, chloroplastic-like. Lineage: Eukaryota; Viridiplantae; Streptophyta; Magnoliopsida; Vitales; Vitaceae. Bases 303 to 5531 code for a protein of 1742 amino acids. Gene Ontology annotation, cellular component: catalytic step 2 spliceosome; intracellular anatomical structure. Gene Ontology annotation, molecular function: zinc ion binding; RNA binding; ATP binding. Gene Ontology annotation, biological process: spliceosomal complex disassembly. The transcript has 3 exons. The record is from RefSeq and is a predicted model, not a curated record.
GGGGCGUAAAGCUAGAGGCUAAAGCAACCGCACCGACCUGACCUUCAAGUUUUAACCUUCCGUACCUUUUAACCUUCCUUAUUAAUCCAGAGCCUUUCAGGGUGAGUUUUGGAAACUUGUCCGACACUUAAUUUAAAUGCGCGGGUGCACAUAAAACCGAGUCACAAGCACAAAGCGAAGCCUUUAAUCUUCAAGUCUUUAACUUUGUCAUCGUCCAACUCCGUUCUGCUCGCUCUGUAACUUCUUUGAUCCUCUGUCGGGUCAUUUCUAGGGUUUUUCUUAUCUGCGUUCCUCUCUAUGCCAUGAGGGGAGUUGGUCCGGCUACUUAUCGGCGGCAAGGACCGCCGGCGAACCCACGGAGAGGCUUCUCCCCGGGGAAUACACGGUCGGUACGGCCUCAGUUCGAAGAAAGAAGUGAUGAGUUCCCAUCGAAUUGUAGGCAGAAUCUGCGUCCAGAAGUUGCGCCUCCGUUCCGGCCAAGUCCUCCGAACUUCAUCAUCGAGCUUCGGCCUGGGCUUGGGGGUUUUAAGAAGAUCGACGUAGAUGAAUUACUCGCCACAUGUAAAUUGAUGCCUGAGAAGGUUACCGUUCUAUCAUCAGGUCCUAUUGCAGCAACCUUGUUUUUCCGUCAAUGGGUGGAUACGCUUGAAACAAUGGUAUAUUUGUGGGAAUUACGUCUGGAAGGCAAACAUCUUUUCACUCCGAAGUUGAUACGGAACAUUAUUAUGCCAUCUGAUGAAGACGAGCUUCGGAGUCGGCUCCAAACCACAUUCGGGAAUCAUAUUAGGGCAAUUCUUGAAGGCGAAGAAGUCAAGAAGUGGCAGAACGAGCUGCAGCAUCUCUCUGAUGAGAUUGCAAAAGUUCAGGGCCUGCUUAGGAAGCCUAAUAAAAUCGCUGCUCAUGAAAAGCUUACCAGCGAGAAGAAUGGGUUGCUUUGUGAGAGGGAUUUGAUUUCAAAGAGGUUGAAGGAAUUCAAAUCUUCUAUGAGUUGCAUACUCAAUUAUCUUGAAGGGAAGCAUUCUCAGCAAUGCUAUGACGAGGAGAUUGAGGUGUUUAGGUUUAAUGGUGAUUUUGAUUGGAGUAGAAUUUAUCACUUGAUUAGAAGAGAAUGUCGCAGGCUUAAGGAUGGUUUGCCACUGUAUGCCUUCCGGCGGGAGAUUCUUCAUCAAAUUCACACCCAACAGAUAAUGGUAUUGAUUGGAGAGACUGGUUCAGGAAAGAGUACACAGUUGGUUCAAUUUCUAGUUGACUCAGGUAUAGCUGCUAAUGAUUCCAUUAUAUGUACCCAGCCCCGCAAGAUUGCGGCCGUCUCACUAGCACAAAGGGUUAGGGAGGAAAGUAGUGGGUGUUAUGAAGAUAAUUCAAUAAUCUGUUAUCCAACAUAUUCUUCUGCUCGGCAGUUUCUUUCCAAGGUAAUAUAUAUGACAGAUCACUGUUUAUUGCAACACUACAUGAAUGAUAAGAACCUGUCUGGGAUCUCAUGUAUCAUUGUUGAUGAGGCUCAUGAGAGAAGUUUGAAUACUGAUCUUCUUUUGGCUUUGAUUAAAGCUUUACUUUCUCAGAAACUUGAUAUGAGGGUUAUCAUAAUGUCCGCGACAGCGGAUGCAGACCAGCUUUCAAAGUACUUUUUCGGUUGUGGAACCUUCCAUGUGGUGGGGAGAAACUUCCCAGUUGAUGUCAGAUAUGCCCCUUGUGCUUCUGAAGGAACUUCUGGUUCUGCCACUAUUGCUUCCUAUGUUUUAGAUGUUAUGAGGAUGGCAAACGAGAUCCAUAAAACAGAGAAAGAGGGGACAAUUCUUGCCUUUUUGACCUCUCAGAUGGAGGUGGAAUGGGCAUGUGAGAAGUUUCAGGCUCCUUCUGCAGUUGCAUUAGCUUUACAUGGAAAACUUUCCUAUGAGGAGCAGUUCCGUGUUUUCCAGAGCUACCCUGGGAAAAGAAAAGUUAUAUUUUCCACAAAUCUGGCUGAGACAUCAUUGACAAUUCCAGGGGUCAAGUAUGUUAUUGAUUCUGGCAUGGUUAAAGAGAGUAGGUUUGAGCCUGGCACUGGCAUGAAUGUCCUUAGAGUUUGCAGCAUCAGCCAGAGUUCUGCAAAUCAACGGGCUGGCAGGGCUGGGAGAACAGAACCGGGAAGGUGUUACAGACUCUAUUCAAAGGAUGAUUUUGAGUUGAUGCCUCCUCAUCAGGAACCUGAGAUUCGUAGAGUCCAUCUUGGGGUUGCGGUUCUAAGGAUUCUUGCUUUAGGAAUCAAGAAUUUAGAACAUUUUGAUUUUGUUGAUGCACCUAGUGGUCAAGCUAUUGACAUGGCCAUCAGGAAUCUUCUUCAGUUAGGUGCUGUUACAUUAACAAAUGAUUUUUAUGAUUUGACUGAGGAAGGCCGAUGCUUAGUUAAGUUGGGUAUUGAGCCUCGGCUCGGCAAACUAAUUCUCAAUUGUUUUCAUCAUCGCUUGGGUAGAGAGGGUCUUGUUCUUGCUGCUGUUAUGGCCAAUGCCAGUAGCAUCUUUUGUAGAGUUGGUAAUGAUGAAGACAAGCUAAAAUCUGAUCGCCUCAAGGUGCAAUUUUGCCAUCGUGAUGGUGACCUCUUCACUCUGCUUUCUGUUUACAAGGAAUGGGAGUGUCUACCUGCAGAGAAAAGAAAUAAAUGGUGUUGGGAGAACAGCAUCAAUGCCAAAUCCAUGCGAAGAUGCCAAGACACUGUGCAUGAAUUGGACAGGUGCCUUAAAAAUGAACUUAGAAUCAUUAUUCCUACUUACUGGCGUUGGAAUCCUCACAACCCUACCAUGCAAGAUAGGUAUUUAAAAAAGGUUAUACUGUCCUCCCUUUCAGAAAAUGUAGCCAUGUAUUCUGGGUAUGAUCAACUUGGUUAUGAAGUGGCAUUAACUGGACAAUAUGUUCAGUUACAUCCAGCAUGUUCAUUACUAAUAUUUGGUGAGAAGCCUAGCUGGGUAGUUUUUGGUGAAAUUCUGUCAAUAUCUAAUCAGUAUUUGGUUUGUGUAACUGCCUUUGAUAUUGACUCUUUGCCUACCAUCUUCCCUCCUUUGUUUGAUGUUUCUAAGAUGGAGAGCCGGAAGCUGCAAACGAGGAAGAUGACUGGUUUUGGCAGCACUCUCCUGAAAAAAUUUUGUGGAAAGGCCAACAAUAACUUGAUUCAUCUUAUAUCACAAAUUCGGACGUCCUGUAUGGAUGUCCGUAUUAGUAUUGAAGUCAAGGUUGAUCAGAAUGAGAUUCUGUUAUUUGCCUCUUCAAAGGAUAUGGAAAAGGUUGGUAGUCUUGUAAAUGAUGUGUUAGAAUAUGAACGAAAAUGGUUGCAGAAUGAAUGCAUAGAGAAAUGCCUAUAUCAUGAAAGACAUGGUGUAGCGCCUCCUCUGGCACUCUUUGGAGCUGGUGCUGAAAUCAAACAUCUGGAGCUUGAAAAGAGAUGUUUAUCUGUUGAUGUAUUUUGUUCAGAUGCAAACACAACUGAUGAUAAGGAGCUUUUGAUGUAUCUUGAAGAGCAUGCCUCUGGCAGUAUUUGUUCUUUCCACAAGUUCACAGGCACUGGACAAGAUAGUGAGGAAAGAUGGGGCAGGAUAACAUUUCUUACUCCAGAUUCUGCUAAAAAGGCUACUGACUUAAAUAAAGUUGAAUUCAGAGGCUCCUUGCUGAAGGUAAUUCCUUCUCGCACAACCUUUGGAGGCAAUCACAAAAUGUUUCCGUUUCCUGCUGUUAAAGCAAAAGUUUAUUGGCCUCGUAGACAAAGUAAAGGGUUUGGAAUCGUGAAAUGUGAUAGACAUGAUGUUGAUUUCAUGGUCAAUGAUUUCUCUAACCUGCUGAUAGGAGGAAGGUAUCUUCGGUGUGAGGGCAGUGCAAAGUACAUGGAUUCUGUUGUGAUAAGUGGGCUUGAUAAAGAACUUUCUGAAGCUGAAAUUUUAGAUGAGUUGAGGACUGCUACUAAUAGGAGAAUCUUGGAUUUUUUUCUGGUGAGAGGAGAUGCAGUAAAGAAUCCUUCAUGUGGUGCUUGUGAAGAAGCUCUUCUUAGAGAAAUCUCUCCUUUCAUGUCUAAGACAAAACCCCAUGGCAAUUGUUGCCAAGCCCAGGUCUUUCCUCCUGAACCAAAGGACUCUUUCAUGAAAGCAUUGAUCACAUUUGAUGGAAGACUACAUUUGGAGGCAGCAAAAGCUUUGGAGGAAAUAGAAGGCAAAGUAUUGUCUGGUUGUCUUUCAUGGCAGAAGAUCAAGUGCCAGCAGUUGUUUCAUAGCUAUGUAUCCUGUCCUGCACCUGUAUAUUCUGUCAUUAAGAAGCAGCUGGUUUCUUUACUUGCAAGCUUAAAGCAUCAAAAGGGGGCAGAAUGCAAUCUAGACAGGAAUGAGAAUGGUUCCUAUCGUGUGAAGAUAUCUGCAAAUGCUACUAAAACUGUGGCUGAGAUGAGAAGACCUCUGGAACAGCUUAUGAAGGGGGAAAUUGUAGACCAUGCCAGCCUCACUCCAGCCGUUCUACACCUUCUGUUCUCCAGAGAUGGCAUUAUGCUCAUGAAAUCACUUCAGCGAGAGACAGAAACCUACAUUCUCUUUGACAGGCAUAGUAUUAGCGUAAGGGUUUUUGGUCCUUCAGAAAAGAUUGCUGUGGCGAAACAGAAAUUAGUUGAGUCCCUUCUAGCCCUACAUGACAGCAAGCAACUUGAAAUCCAUCUCCGAGGUGGAGAUCUGCCUGGUGACUUGAUGAAGGAAGUGGUUAAGAAAUUUGGGCCAGACCUCCAUGGGCUCAAAGAGAAGGUACCUGGGGCUGAGUUUACUCUGAAUACCCGCCGUCAUAUCAUCUACAUUCAUGGUAACAAAGAGUUGAAGCAAAAAGUACAAGACAUAGUUUAUGAGAUUGCACAGAAGAGUGGUAGUUCGGAUGAAAGGCCUGAUGAUGAAGCUGCCUGCCCCAUUUGCUUGUGUGAAGUAGAGGAUGGUUAUUGUCUCGAAGCCUGUGCACAUAAAUUCUGCAGGUUGUGCUUGGUAGAGCAAUGCGAGUCAGCCAUCAAAAGCCAGGACAGUUUCCCUGUAUGCUGUACCCAUGAAGGUUGCAGGACUCCUAUUUGGCUUACAGACCUGAAAUCUCUAUUGUCAAGUGAUAAAUUGGAGGAGCUUUUUAGGGCUUCUUUAGGGGCAUUUGUUGCAUCUAGUGGUGGUGCUUACAAGUUUUGUCCAUCACCUGACUGUCCUUCAGUUUAUCGAGUGGCAAGUUCUUCAAUGACUAGCGAACCAUUUGUCUGUGGGGCAUGUUUUGUAGAGACAUGUACUAGGUGUCACUCCGAGUAUCAUCCAUAUAUAUCAUGUGAGAGGUAUCAGGAAUUCAAGGAGGAUCCUGACUUGUCGCUGAAGGAGUGGUGCAAGGGGAAAGAGCACGUAAAGAGCUGCCCUAUUUGUGGGUACAUCAUAGAGAAAGUGGAUGGAUGCAACCAUGUUGAGUGUAGGUGUGGCAGGCAUAUUUGCUGGGGAUGUUUGGAGUUCUUUGAGAGCAGUGAUGACUGCUACAGCCAUUUGAGGUCUGUACACCAGGCCAUCAUAUGAAUUCAACAUUAACUAGUUAUGUUAAUAGAUUCACAUAUAUAGAUUUAAAUCGCCUGUACAUAUUCCGAAAUGUAUAGAUUAGGUAUAUACUCCUGCAUGUAUAUCCCAGUAGUUUAACAUAUCUCUAUAUAUAUGCUUGGGGAAUGCUCUCUCUCCCUCUCUCUC